UUUGCGUAUACGAAGAAAUCAACUGCUCAACAGCUUCUAGCCAACUCUCUCGGUUACUUACAAAAUUAUGUGAAUGAUCCGGCAAUAAGGAGCCUAGCACAGGAAAAAAGAAAGGACCUAAAGGAAAGUCAAUAUGCUAUCGAAUACUGGCAAGGAAUUGAGAGAAAAGAAGCUGAACAAAAAGUUAAGGCUGCGGCAAAAAUAUCAGAGUUGCAUAUCGAGGCAACAUUACAUAAAGAUACUAUCCACCAUUCUAGUGCAGUAUCAAAUCUGACUAGAAACAAACUCACCGCAUUAAAUAAACAACCAAACACCAAUGUUGAUUCUGAAAAUAACCUCUUCAUUGUAACUGAGAAUCUCAAACCUAUUGAUUCUCACACAACACCAUCAUCACAUACCGAUUCUGAAGAUUUAGAACAUAACCCCUUCAUUAUAACAAAAGAGCAGAAAGAAGGCCCCGAACCUACUGAUUCUUUCACGCCAUUAAAUUUUCUUAAACAACAAAUUCUUCAGAAUUUAUACAAAAAAUGUCAAAAAACAAAAUCGAAAACGAAAAUAUCGCUUGAUUACGGUAUUAUUGACCUCAAUGACGAUUUUGUUUUGGAAGGUCUAGGCGAACCAAUAAUACAAGAUUAUAAACCUAAGAAAAACAUAUCUAAAGAAAUUGCAAAUUGUUUGAAAAAAUUUAAUGUUACAUCCUUAAAAGACCUUGGAAAGACCCUCUCAGAAGUCCAUAUUGAUUAUAAUAAUCUGGAUCGUGACAUUUUUUAUUUACAUCGUCUCUUUCAAAAAUUUUUUCUAUUAUUUCAAGAUAAUGGUUCAUUAAACCUUGAUAGCUUCGAGCUACAGGAAGAGUGGUAUAAUAGUCACAUUGUGGCUCCAAUUUUCGAUGAAUGUCUUGAAUCAGUUAAUGAAUGGAUUCUUCGACGAAGUGAAGUUAAGAGUUAUGCACAAAAAUUCCUUGACCGAACAUCAUGGAAAAGAAAAAAAUAUGAUGGAAUUCUGUCAUUUAAGAAUGAUUUGUCAAAGUUGCAUCAAGCCAUUAUUCUUAUGUUUAAAUUGAUGGUGUCUACUCUUUCAGAAAAAAUGUUAGAAGAGAUAUCAUUCAUACCUGUCUUUUGUGUGCAAUUCAGCAGAGCAAGUGCCGAGGUAUAUCUAGCUAAUUGGCCAAAAAAUAUGCGACCAAUAGUUUUUUCAAUCAUGAAAUUUGAUAUACCUGAAGAAGUAACAGCGUUGCCCAAAUUGACAAAGGUGGCUGCAAAGAUGUUAUCAUUGCGGUCUUAUAUUCAAAACUUAAAUAACAAAUAUCAAGUCUUGUUAAUGAAAAUGGCUGAUUAUUAUUUAAAUGAAGAUAAUGACUGGGAUUCACCAAUUAAAUUGAAAGCUUAUUGUUAG
Funneliformis caledonium is the source of this 1395-nucleotide messenger RNA. NCBI's taxonomy places the organism in Eukaryota, Fungi, Glomeromycota, Glomeromycetes, Glomerales, Glomeraceae. The record is from the annotation of a GenBank genome assembly.